Messenger RNA from Leptosia nina, 2034 nucleotides. Lineage: Eukaryota; Metazoa; Arthropoda; Insecta; Lepidoptera; Pieridae. The record is from the annotation of a GenBank genome assembly.
AUGGAGAAUAAAAUAGAAUUUAAGGACAUCUUACUACCUCGUGAUACUCACUUUGGUAUAGUGAAAUUCAUGACCCGCUCUUGGAGCCCUAAAAAGACAUUGAACCUUGAUAAGGAAUAUUUGCCGCAAGAUAUUAAAGACUUAGUAUUAAAAUCAACGUAUUUGGAUUCUAUCUUAGAUGCGGAAUGUGUAAGAAAUGGUGUCUCAAAGCACCAAUUAAGGAAGGAAGUAGUAAAUUAUGUUGAAGAAAUAGCAAUGGACAAACGGAUGCAUGUUAUUCGAUGGAUGGGAGUUUUCUUUCUUAAAGUAUCAUUCAUGAUGAAAAUUGGUAUUUUUGUCAAUGAACCUGCUGUCUUGAAGCUCAAAGAGACAAUGGGUGAGAAUCCUGUGCUGUUUCUGCCAACACACAGAAGUUAUGCAGAUUUCUGCCUUAUGACAUACCUUUGCUAUCAUUACGAUAUUGAGUUACCUGCUGUUGCUGCAGGCAUGGAUUUCUACACCAUGGCAGUAGUGGGCCAAAUGAUGCGGGAAACGGGGGCCUUUUAUAUGCGACGUACGUUAGCAGGUGCACCCCUAUAUUCGGCGACCUUACGCCAUUAUGUAAGAACACUGGUCGGCCACUACGGAGCUCCCGUUGAGUUCUUUCUAGAGGGAACCAGGAGUAGAAGUAAUAAAAGUUUAUCGCCGAAAUACGGAAUGUUAGCAAUGACUCUCUUGCCAUACUUCGCUCGGGAGGUGGACGACAUAACCAUAGUUCCCGUGAACAUUAGCUACGACCGGGUCAUGGAGCAGAGUUUAUUCGCCUACGAACACCUAGGAGUGCCCAAACCUAAAGAAACUACAGGGGGACUGAUAAAAGCCCUGCACACACUGAACGACAAUUUUGGCGAUAUCUACAUUAACCUUGGAUCGCCGAUGUCCAUAAAAGAGUAUUUGGGCCACCCUGAGCUAUCCGCUGAGACUCUAAAACCGCGUGAUCUUCAAAAGUUAACGGAUGAACAGAUGACGCACGUGCAAAAGCUAGCUGACCACGUGGUCACACUGCAGCAGGACUGUACUGUGGUCACGAUUACGAAUUUACUAUGUAUCGUCCUUAUGGACAGCCUCUAUAGAAAUAAGGUCCUAUGCUUGCAAGAAGUAGAGUCACAGAUUGGCUGGUUAAUAAAAGUCCUGCGUAGUUUAGGAGCCAAUGUCUUUGAAAGGGAUGUUAAAAGCGGCAUUGAAAGGGUGUUAACGGUGCACAGGAGUAUGAUGAGGUUGGACAAGGAGAAGAGGCUUCGAUUAGUGUCCAGCGCGCUGAUGAAUAUGACAAAUGACGUCCAGAGGAAGAUGAAAGGGCAUAUAUUGAAAGCAGAGACGAUGGUUAACGCAGUACCGAUUAUUCAAGUGCAGCUGUAUAUAAACCCUGUGUUACACUACUGUGUGCCGUCGGCUUUGGUCUACCUUAUUGCGAGCCGCGGAAAUAUACUUAAAGCGGAAUUAUACACAGAGUACACUCUUUUUAGAAAAUUACUUAAGCACGAAUUCUUCCAUUUAGAAGGCAUUGAAGAAGCGAAUUUCAACAAGGCGCUAGAAUAUUGCGUUCACAAUGGAGUGCUUUCGAGUAGUGGCGACGUGUUGGCCAACAGAUCGGGCGACAAGUUGCACAACAGAUCGGGAGAUGAGUUGCACUUCCUGCUUCAAUGGGCCGUGAUACCUGCCUUGACUACGUUGUUCGCGUGCGCCGAAGUUAUGCGAGAGUGCAAGAAAUGUGAACACAAGCGGGCUCUCAAACGGGUUCAAGAAAUAACGGAACUCAGAAAGUGUCACCCCUACUGCCUCAGUCUGGACGCAAUUUCGAACUGUUUGCAAGGGCUCGUACAUGCUGAAGCGCUUCUUAAAUAUAAAGUGAAAAAUGACAUGAUAUACGAAGUGGUUCCCGCCGUCAUGGAUCGAUGCCAUCACUUAAUUAGUUCAAUUAUUCCUAAGCUUAGAUUAGUUUUUGACGAUAGCAACCCCGUCAUAGUACACCAGAAGCAGCGUGCGCGUCUUUGA